GUUUGCUGCCAGGGCCAUAGGAACUGAGUUUUGUUUGAACCUUACGUACAGCUUGGAAUAAUAAUCUCCAAAUCCUUACAAAUAAAAUAUCUUCCUCGGGUGCUUUUUCUUUUCCGUUCGUCGCAUGGAUGGAAUUUCAUUCACAAAAAAAGCAAAAGCCUUGUUUACUAGAAGGAACAACAAAUUAUAUGAUGAUGAUGAUGAUCCCUGACGAUGUGUUAUUAACCAACAUAUUCAUUCGAUUACCAGCCAGACAAGCUGCUAAGAUGAGGUCCCUUUCUAAAACCUGGAAUUCUCUCUUGCCUGACCCCUCCUUUAUCAAAUCCCAUCUCGAUCGGUCCAAGGAUGAAAUUCUGAUGGUGUUCGAACGCUAUUUUCAUUUAGAGAAGGUUCCAUUCACUGAACACACUAUUACUUACUGUCAAACGGAUGAUGUCCCAAUCACUAAUUCAGUCAAAGUAGUCCAUACGAGUAGCAUCUCCAACUCACUCUAUGGCUCUGUUAAUGGUUUAAUAUGCCUUCAUGGUAACCAAGGAGUUAAGAUUUGGAACCCUUCUCUCUCAGCCUUAAUGGUACUCCCACCAUAUAGAUUCAAUAAAGAUAUUUGUAUCGAUAUCCGCUUCGGAUUUGAUCCCAAAACGAACGACUAUAAAGUUGUCAAGCUUUCAUAUUUUGACGAGGACGACUUGGAUGGCGACUUGAUUUACAACUGGCUUCCCGUGGAGGUGUUCAGUCUUAGAAAAGGUUGUUGGGAAUCAAUUACCGAAAGGUUUCCACCCCAUAUUCAAACGGUUGAAUCAACUAUCACUAAGAAUGACGUUUUUGUAGAUGGACAUGAUGGUCGUCUUCAUUACCUUUGUACAACUGCUAAUGAUCUACCAACAGUAGUGGCCUUUGAUUUAGGUGAUGAAACUUUUAGCGAGAUAGCACUCCCAGAUGAUUGUUUUUACAGGGUGAAUGAGCUGGCAAUUCUGUCCCAAAAGCUCUGUGUAAUGUCAUGUCUUGCCAAUGGUGGCUGCGAGGUGUGGGUGAUGGAAAAUUAUGGGGUGGCUACUUCGUGGGUGAAACGCCAUGUAGUUCCAGAAUAUAAGGCUAAUAAGGUUAUUCCAAUUGGAUUCACUUUAAACAAUCAGUUCUUGUUUGGACAUGGUAUGAAUCUAUCAUUGUACGAUCCAGAAGCAUCCUCAUUUAGAUGUUUCAAGGGUGCCGCAUUGUUAAGUUCAAAUCAGUAUAAUGAGGGUAUGGAUCCAUUUACCAACUCAGCCAAAGUUGUUCCAUAUGUUGACAGUCUCGUUUGGGUGAACACCCUCUAAGUGGGGCUAUAAUAAUGAUCAACCAGUUGGAUUUACUUUAAACAAUCAGUUCCUAUUUGGACAUGGUAUUCAUCUAUCAUUGUACGAUCCAGAAGCAUCUUCAUUUAGAUGUUUCAAGGGUGCCCCAUUUUUAAGUUCACAUCAGUUUAAUCAGAGUAUGGAUCCAUUUAUAACCUGCUCAGCCAAAGUUGUUCAAUAUGUUGAUAGUCUCGUUUGGGUGAACACCCUCUAAGUGAGUCUAUAUAUAAUGAUGUCUACAUCAAGAAACAACACUUAUCGGAUGGUUGAUUAUCGAACGAAUUAAUAACACUACAAGAGGCAACACUUAUUGGAUGUCUGCUGCUUUUAUUUACUACUUCACAUAAGUAUUACAUCAAUUUCUAAUUUAUUCCUUCACACACUAUUUCAAUUCGUUAGCGUGAUGUGUUAGCAACAUUGUUUAUGUAUUUUGAUGUUUAAUUAAAAAUAAAAAAAUAAUUAU
Erigeron canadensis is the source of this 1794-nucleotide messenger RNA. Its product is annotated as F-box/kelch-repeat protein At3g06240-like. NCBI's taxonomy places the organism in Eukaryota, Viridiplantae, Streptophyta, Magnoliopsida, Asterales, Asteraceae. The coding region runs from base 129 to 1313 and encodes 394 amino acids. The transcript has 2 exons. The record is from RefSeq and is a predicted model, not a curated record. Gene Ontology annotation, molecular function: protein binding.